UGCGCUUUGUGACUGGUCCGGCGGCUUCUGGGGUCAUGUGUCCCAGGUACCGCCUUACCAUUCACAAAAAGCACCGCUUCUUGCGCAUGCGCACUUGGCACCCGGCUGCCAAGCCCAGCGCCGACACUACAGAAGCCGGGAAGACAGCGCGCCGCUGGAUAGAGGAACAGGUAAGGUCCCGCUGCAGGGCUGAGCGGCCAGCCCGAUAUUCUGACACGGCGGUGGUGGAAAUACCGGACCAGCUGCUCCAUAUUCGCUCCAUAAGACGCACUAAC
Staurois parvus is the source of this 275-nucleotide messenger RNA. The record is from the annotation of a GenBank genome assembly. Lineage: Eukaryota; Metazoa; Chordata; Amphibia; Anura; Ranidae.